GACAACAUUUCUACGAGCCGCUCAUGGAGAUUUAUCCAGCCACGUGGGAUAAAGCGUUUAAAUGUUGCGCGGAAUUAAAAAGUUAGUUUGUUGUUGUUGUUAAAAAUAAUUUUAAAUUUGUGAGGCCCCUGGAUAUUAGAAUUAAUCUGCAUUGAAGGUUAACACCAGGAAUACGGAAGAGAAUUUUUUUGUUGGUGGUUCUAUUUAUGCCAUUUUGCAUUUAGUGACUUUAUAAAGUUUCAAAAUCUUAUAGUCAGUUUUAAUUUUACUGCUUUUGCUUUUUAAAAGCAUUUAAAAGUAUUUUUCUCUGGUUAAUCUUUAAAAAAAAAAUGGUUAAUCUCCAAUUUUGUAAUGAAUCAGCAAAAGUACAUUCAACUAAGUUAAGUGCUGCAUCGUGUUCAGAUGAAGUUUCACAAGCGUCAAUCAAGAGCAAUGGUAGCUCUCAUCAUUCUUCGAAAGUUCCCGUAGUAAAUGGUGAUUGUAAGGUGUCACUUGAAGACACUCCAUUAGUUAAUGGAAGUUGUAGCAAGAUGCCUGCAAAUGGAUUUCCAACUAUGGUUGGAUAUUGUAAUAAAUUGACGGCUGUUAAAAAUGGUCCUAUAGUUAAUGGAAAGUGCUGUAAUGUGCCAAUAAAUGAUCUUGAAAUGGAUAACCGGAAUCAUGAUAAAAUUGCAGUUGAACUCCCAAUGGUGAACAGAAAUCAUCAUGAUAAAGCUGCACCUGAAGAAUUCCCGCUAGUGAAUGGAAAUCAUCAUGAUAAAGUUCCAGUUGAAGAAUUUCCGACAGUGAACGGAAAUCAUCAAGAUAAAGUUGCAGUUGAAGAAUUUCCGACAGUGAACGGAAAUCAUCAAGAUAAAGUUGCAGUUGAAGAAUUUCCGACAGUGAACGGAAAUCAUCGAGAUAAAGUUGCAGUUGUAGAAUUCCCCAUGGUGAAUGGAAAUCAUGGUAAAGCUGCAGUUGAAGAGUUUCCCACGGUUAACGGAAAUCAUGGUAAAGCUGCAGUUGAAGAGUUUCCCACGGUUAACGGAAAUCAUGGUAAAGCUGCAUUUGAAGAGUUCCCCACGAUGAACGAAAAUCGCGGUAAAGCUGCAGUUGAAGAACUAUCUGCGUGUGGACCAUAUAAUAAAGACAUAAAUGAUUCAAGUAUCCCAACAGAAAAUGGUACUGUUCAAAAUGAUUCUAAUGAAAACUCAAAUGGCUUCGUCACUGUUGUUAAUAAAAAGAAGCUUAAUAGAAAUAAGAAUCGGAAUAAGCCAAUUUCUAAUCUUCCACCUAUCAAAAAAACUGAGAAUAUCCGUCGUGAUAAUGGGAUUGAUAAAAACCAUAAUGUGAAAUCGUCUCCCUCACAUUUAGCACAGAAACCUCCAAGUAGAACUGUUUUUCCUGUUAGGAGCUCAGAAAAAUCUUAUUCAUCAGCAUUGGCCAGUGGACAGCCCGUGAUGUCUCAGAUGAAAAACGCCUCUUUGAUUUUUUUGGAUUCUCCAAACAAAGCCUUCUCGGAUGUAACAAAAGGUUCUAAAGUAAAUAAGUCUUCAAAUAAUAAUCAUGAUUUAUCAAAAGCUUGCAAAGCUAUUGCAAAACAAUUAUCUGCUGUUACCAAUGACACAUUAACUAUUUCAUAUCAACCAAAUUCAGCUACAAAAGUUGAAAAGACAGAUUUUUCAGGGCAAACAGACAUUUGUCCUGAAAAUGAACUAUCACGCAGCCAAACAAAGUGCCUCCCUUCCCAAGAAGACACGUUUGAAGAGUCAGUAAAAGCUAGUUCUCCAAUUUACUGCAUAGAUGUUGAUUAUGUUAAAGAAAUAACGGACGAGUCUAAUAUUGCAUAUUGUGAUAGUGUGGUGGAUCUUCAAGGUGCUGGUGGCCCAAGUGUAGUCUUAGAUAAUGUGGAUACUCAAGGUGCUGUUGGACCACUUGUAAUCUUAGAUAAUGUGGAGUGGUAUGGAGCGGUUGGUUCAGAUGUAUUCUUACCUAAUAUUUCUGAUGAUAGUGGGAGAGGAGAUAGUGUUUAUUGUGAUGGGACUUUUAGGUGUCAGUUUCCCAAAGUAAAAGUGCCACUCUUGAUUGGACGACACGGCAAUUAUAAGAAAGAAGUUGAAGGAAGGUCUGGUGCCAAAAUUAGAGUUAUUAACCUUUAUAAUAAAGAUGCAGAUUUUGCUAUAGUUGAAAUUAAAGGACAAUUGCCCCAAAUAGAGAAGGCAAAAGAGAUAAUUCAAGAACGCUUUCCUGAUGUACUUUUGCAAUAUUAUUUUGGUGUUGCUGGAUCCGAAUCGAUUUCCCCAUAUUAUAUUGCAACAUUACCAGAAGGUACUAAUUUUCCUGGAGUAGUGUCCAGCAUGUAUAGUCCUAGUCGAUUCUGGGUACAGCAAUAUGGCCAUCCUCUGUUCUAUCAUUUGGAAGAUUUGGAAAGAAGAAUGUCUAUGCAUUUCAAUGCUAUUCCUAAUGCUCCAAUAGUUGAAUAUCCAGUGCCAGGCCAGAUAGUUGCUGUAGCAGGUAGUACAAAUAGUAACAAUGAAGCAAAAUGGUUGCGGGGCAUGAUAACGAACAUUUUCCCAGAUGAGGGGAAUGUCGUGAUUAAUUAUUUGGAUCAUGGAGGUGAAUAUCUAAUACCAGUGACUGCGAUUCGACAAAUGAGGCAUGAAUUUUUCACCAUGCCAUUUUUUGCUGCAGAAUGCAGUUUAUAUGGUGUCCAACCUGUAGGUGAGGAUUGGUCACCAGAAGCAUUUCAAGAAUUUGCAAGAUUAUGUUAUGUCAGUCGUCAUCCUACAUUGAAAGUUGUUGAGAAAACGCCCUACUGUUACUUAGUUUCCAUGGAAACAUAUGAUUGUUCAAUAAGUACCAUAGUGGAUUUUGCUACUGUUUUGAUAGAAAAAGGCUUUGCUGUCCCUUAUACAGACUGCAGAAUGUAUCAGCUCCCAGAUGCUCUUGAACAGUGAUUCAGCAUGUAUUUAUUCAUUACAAACAUAAUGAACUAUACCAUUUGGUAACAUUUUUGUAAAUGAACAUCUUUUAAAGAAGUUUUUUUUUUUUUUGUAAUGUAUUUUUUUUUUUUUAAAUUGACAAUUUGCAUUGUAUUUAAUUCAGAGCAAUUGAAUUGUAUUCAAAGUACUAAAAAAUGUUUUUUUUUUUUUUUCAUUUUUUUUUUCCACAGAACAUUUUAUCAAUUGCAAUCUUAAUUUCAUGACAAACAAGAAAGUUUGCUUUUUCUUUUCUUUUUUUCCUUUUCUUUCUUUUCUUUUUUUUUUUUUUAAGUUUAUUGCAAAAUAAAAUGUUUGCAACAUAGUUUGUGGAUGAAAACGCCCUUUUUUUUUUUUUUUUUUUUUCCCCUUCUUUUCUUUUUGUAUGAUAAUGUAAAAAAAAAAAAAAGUAUCUGGAGUGCUUGCAUGUUUUCUAAAUUGUUUAAAAAAUAUUUUAUAACAUACUUAGAUGUUUAAACUAACAUGCUCUUGCUGAUUAUAUCCAGUACAAAAAUCUGAAUGAAUAGAUUUUUCUUUUGUAAAUAUGUUGUAUUUUAUACUUUUUCUAUUAUGUAGAAUGUUUUCUAAAUCCAUUAUGAUUGUGUAUUUAAUUUCACUUAUUUAGACAUUCUUUUGAGAGUAAUCAAAAUAUUUUGUUUUAUUUAUGUAACAGAAAACUUCUAACUGAAGGAUUACUUUUGAAAUUUUAAUUUGAUUUAUGGUAUUAAAAUCUUAUUUUAAAAGGUAGGAAAAGUUCCCACCUUCAAAUUUCUCUGUGUUAUUGACUUCAUAUCAUGAAAAUCAUUAGUAUUUUCCUUUGUGUGAUGGAUAUUUUUGAAUGUUUUCCUAUUAAUUUUACAAUCAUUUGGGUUUUAAACAAUUUUUAAAUUUGUUUGCUGAAAAGAAUUAUUUAGCAUUUCAUCAAAGUUGAUGUGUUAGAUGUAUCAUUACGAAUCAUAAUCAAUUGUCUUGUCUUGUUCGUGUUACAAUCAUUUAGGAUGGGUAUGAUUUGUAUAACUGCAUGAUUUGUGUGAAUUUUGUUGAAGGGCUAAUUUUUUUAAAAGUUACUACCUGAAUAUAUUUGAUAUGUUAAUGUAAUGGUUUUUUAAAUUUGUAUUUCAAUAAAGAUUUUGUAAUGUA
Molecule: messenger RNA, 4097 nt
Organism: Argiope bruennichi
Lineage: Eukaryota; Metazoa; Arthropoda; Arachnida; Araneae; Araneidae
Product: A-kinase anchor protein 1, mitochondrial-like
Exons: 11
Coding region: 330-2936 (868 amino acids)
Biological process (GO): spermatogenesis
Molecular function (GO): RNA binding
Source: RefSeq, a predicted model, not a curated record